UCGUCAUCCUCGGUAGGUAUCUUCACUAUUCAUCGUUGACGUAUUCGUUCCGCACUUCGUUCGCAUCUUCGAAUUACUCUUUGUCAUAAGCCUCGGGAUACCCGUCCUCCUUUGUUGCUAUAUAAAAUCUCAGUUAGAAUCACAAACAUAUCCAUAAUAUGUCACCGCAUCACGACGCCCCGUCACCCGCCCGCAGCUUCACCACUUCAUCUUUCUCCCUCCACCACCAAGCCGUGCGCUCCAUCUACUCAAUGGAUCACUACAACGAUGCCUUCGAGACUAGCUCCGUCGAAUCCGGCGAUGUGGGCAUCCGCCGGGCAUUGGUCCCCGGCAUCUACGUCCCCACUGUAGCAUUCUUCGAGUCCAGCUCUGAGAACGUUGACGUUGAGACCACCGCCAAGCAUGCAGUUCGUCUCGCAGAGGCAGGCGUAGCUGGCAUCACCACCCAAGGAUCCAAUGGUGAGGCAGUCCAUCUGUCGCAUAAGGAACGCAACCUCAUCACUAGCACCACCCGCAAAGCCCUCGAUGAGGCCGGCUUUGGAUACAUACCCGUCAUUGUCGGUUGUGGUGCCCAAUCAACAAAGGAGACCAUUGAACUGUGCGAAGAAGCAGCCUCCGCUGGCGGAGACUACUCAUUGGUCCUCCCACCCGCAUACUACCAGGGCCUCUUCUCCAAAGACACAGUGAUGAGCUUCUUCCGGGACGUAGCAACGGCCUCCCCAAUUCCAAUCCUCAUCUACAACUAUCCUGGAGCAGUAUCGGGCAUGGAUCUCAACUCAGAUGUCAUCAUCGAGCUCGCACAGCAUCCCAACAUUGUUGGCUGCAAGCUGACCUGCGGCAACACUGGCAAGUUGAACCGCGUUGCGGCUGCGACACGCGCAGCAACCCCCUCCGAACCUGGCUCUGGAUUCAUGUGCAUGGGCGGUUCUGUCGACUUCACCCUCCAAACAUUGAUCGGCGGCGGAUCGGGCAUCAUUGGCGGCAUGGCAAACAUUGCACCCAAAGCCUGCGUCAAGCUGAUCGAACUGUUCGAGGCAGGGGAAUACAAAGAAGCUCGCAGGCUGCAAGCCAUCGUGGCUCGCGGCGACUGGGCGGCCAUUCAAGGCGGCAUCAUCGGUACGAAGGCUGCGCUCAUGGCCCACUUCGGUUACGGAGGCUUUGCGCGCAAGCCUCUUCCCCGGCCGACCAAGGACGAGAGCCGCAGGUGGCGCGACGCAUUCGAAGAGCUGGUCAGACUAGAGAAGACUCUGUGAGAGCCCCUAGUGUGUUUAUGUGUGUGUAUGUGUGUGUGUUUGUGUGUGUAUGCGCGCGCGCGAUCCUUCGUUCAUGACUUUGUGCUAGCCGCCGCAGCAUUCGAAAGAUA
Lindgomyces ingoldianus is the source of this 1363-nucleotide messenger RNA. Its product is annotated as aldolase. The transcript has a single exon. The record is from RefSeq and is a predicted model, not a curated record. Gene Ontology annotation, molecular function: 4-hydroxy-tetrahydrodipicolinate synthase activity. Lineage: Eukaryota; Fungi; Ascomycota; Dothideomycetes; Pleosporales; Lindgomycetaceae. Bases 159 to 1253 code for a protein of 364 amino acids.